CCUGAAUCGAUUUUCCAAAACAAAGAUUCAACAUUUGUUUGAAAAAAGAGACUUCACAUUUAUUUUUUGUGGCUUGCCUAUUACAGGUAUUGAACUCAAUGUAGUUCCUCAACCAGGGCAAUUGGGAAAAGCUAAUGAAGCGAUGUACUUUUGUUAAUUGCAAUCCAAGUUGAAGGUACAGCUUCAAAUUCAGGUAAUGAACAAUGUACCUCUCUCAAUCGAAAAGUGUGUUCAUGAGUUUUUUAGUCAGAGUUCGACCAUUCUCAUUGGUUUGGUAUUUGGAGAACAAUUCGAUAGGGGGAAUUUGAUGAAGUGGAGCAAGAGGGAAAUUGGCAUGCAUAUCAUGUAACUCCUUGGGGUACUUGAGAUCACAUUCAAUAACAUAACCAGUUUCUGACUCACUCUCCAAAUUUGUAAAGUCAAGAGCAUGGAUUUCUUCCUCUGAGAGGAACUUGAAAUUUCCAUAAGGUAAGAAUUGAUUCAUAGAGUGGGCAUACAAAGAAUCACAAUCUAUAUAAAGCAAAUAGUUACUUGGUUUUGUGGGAUUGUAUGUGUCAGGGAUGUGUUUGUUAUUGGCUUCGCAAUAAUGCUUGCCAAUAAACGAAACACCACCACACAUUCCCGAUUCAAACAUUAGAUGAAUAUCGGGAUCGGUAAUCAAUUGGAGUGCAACCCUGGUGUACUUUAACAUACAAUUCCAAGUGUAAUGAGCAAGCAAAAGAAAAUGAGUCACAUCGAGGCCAUAUGAGCUAAAAAGCAUUGACCUCAUUUCUUCAAAGACCUCAACUAAUAGCAUGACGUCUAGGCACAGAUAGAAAUCAUGAUACUCGCCAAGAGAUUUCAACUUGAAUGUUGAGAACACUCUUUGUGCGUGCUCAUAUUCUUUGGGGGAGAGAGGUGUAUCAUUAAGGUCAUUAUAAAAACAUUCUAUUGGCAGGAGAGAAGUCUCUGAAUUUUUCAGGGCAAGAUAUGUACAAAUAGGGAUACACUCCUUUUUUUAAAAAGAGUUGUCGAUGUUCGAGAUCAGGAUCAUUAAAUACUGAAAACAGACAUUUGAACUUCAAUUCCAUAUCUGUACUAUCUACCAAGUUGCACACUCAUACUUCCAAGGAUUCAUUCAUAAAUUCAUAUGAAUCUAAAAACUUAAUUUUUCCCACUGUCAAUGUCAAAAAUCUUUCUGAUGUAUUGGCAAUACAGAAAAUUUCUUUUUUACAUUUCCUGAGAGCUUUUAGAAUAAAAUUGCUGUCAAAUCCGCUAAAAUUAUGGAAGUAACAGCUAAUCAUGUUGUCAGUUUGAGUAUUUAAAUUACACGACACAUGAGCAGCACAUAAAAACUUUCCAUUUUCAUGUGCAUGAUGGCAUACCUUUGUGUCUGUUUCAGUAAAAACUUCAUUGCAAAGGCCACACUCAUCAGCAUUUUUAAAUUUGCGUUGCUGACGAUCACUUAAAUGCUCCAUCAGAAUUUCACAUUCUAUAUCCACACUCAAUAAAUCACCCAGUUUGAUUAUUUCCUUGAAAAAUUUCUCUAUGAUAUUUUCAUUGAUAUUACUCGAUCUAUAGAUCUAUAGAGUACUGGGCCGUACACCAUAUCUCCAUUCACAUCCAUUACGAUGAAACAAUACCCGCACGGAAUAUGACGUGCCAUUUUCUUGGUGUAACUCCUGGUGAUGGGUACAUCCUCACAAUCAGAUUUGUUACCAUCCAUCGAACGAACUUAAAAUUUUCCUAACCGCUAACAUGAAAUGCUCGUUCAACUUAUCAUAGUUCUCCAAGACAUUCAUGCCUAUGGCCGAGUAACUAUGCAGAUUCACAAUGGAUGAAACAGCUUCAGAUUCCUCAGAUUCUAAAACUACCAUCUUAUACAAUUAUACAUUUAAAACUAAAAACCAUUUCACAUUUCCUUCAAAACGUGCAGCAUGUUCUCUUAUCUCAAAAACACAAGGUUUUGAGUUUUCAAGUAUGCUUUCAAUGUCUGGAGCAACGUUUUCGAAGGAAAUGCGAUGGCAAAUUGCGCCUGAACUCACGCCUCUGACCCUGCGUUCUCUGGUGUGGUUCCUCUGCUACUAGUGGGGGGCUGAAAACAAACAAAGAAUUUAUUACUAUGGCAUAGAAUUAGAUAUAAAAACAAGUAAACAUUGAUCUAAAAUCAGUUGUGAUUUGACAAGCUGCAAGUACAGUGCAAAAAUGUUAUCUCAGGAUCAGAUCAAGCGAUCAUGUGUACAAGCGAUUGAGGUUAUUAACAUUUGAUAAUCAUUGUAAAUUAGAAUUGAGUCUGUUGUCACCUCAAAAUAUGGCUAAACAGGGUUUUAAAUAUGUGCAUGCACCUGACGUUCUGCAAUGUGUGUUUUGUUCAGUAUAUUUAGAAAAUUGGUUGUCAACAGACGAUCCUAGUAAGGAACAUGAUCGAUGCAGUCCAAAUUGUGGAUGACGCAAACAAGAUAAUAUUUCGUGUGAAGAGGAGAAUUUUGAUAAUAAUAUUCUACGACAAUAUGAAGAAUGAGUUUUAACUUUCCAUCGUCCAGAACCAUUCAAGCUCUCGGUAUUUAUUAAUAGAGCAAACUAUUUUGCAAUAAAUGGGUAUUUUUUACACAAAAAAUCAUAUUUGCAAUGUGUAUAUUGCAAAUAUAUUAUUGAAAAUCCUUAUGAAAAAGUGAUACAUGUUCCAUUUUGUAUAUAUAUAAAAAGAUGAGCUAUAAUGGAAAAGAAAAGGCGAAUGUUGAAGAAACUGUGGGAAAACAAGCUGGAUAUUGUACAAUAUGCACUCUGUUGUAGAAGUAAUUCCUAAUCAGGAUCGAGAUAUUAUUGAUUUGUUAGGAAUAAGUGCAUUGUAGUAUUAAUUUAUCAGGAAAGAAGUAAGUUCUGAAAAAUCAUGAAAAAUAAAGUAAAAAUUGUAGGCUAUCAUACUUACAUGUGAUGAAUGAUGUGAUGCCCUCGGGUAUAACUGUCUCUCCGGUUAGACUCCAACUCUCAGAUGUACUACUACUUGUUCUUCACAUGUCUUUCCUCCUCUAAGACUGGAGUGAUUAUGCUGUAGUCUACACUCCACACUCAAACUCUGUGAAAUCAAAGAGCAUAAUGAAAAUCACAAUAAUAUUGAGAAGAAAUUCAGCAACUCAACAUAGUUAUGAGAUGUUAAUUGGAAAUCAAUGAGGAGAUUUGAUAUUAUAUUGCUCUUACAUUCAAAAUGUAUGCUCAAAGUCUGUAAAAUCAAAGAGCUUAAUGAAGAAAUUUAAUAUCUCUACAUAUUUAUGAGAUGCUAAUUGAAAAUCAAUGAGUAGAUUUGAUAUUACAUUGCUCUCAUAUUCAAAAUAUUGUUAUUCAAGAUAUUAUAUCUGGAACUAAUUGAGAAAUUUUAUAUUAGUGCAUUGUGAGAAAACAGUAAUUUUUUUUUAAAUUUUAAAUUCAAUACUUACAAGCAGAAUCUAACAGAGGACGAGUUUCGGUGAGCUGUGAGAGAUUUGAUAUUUUGUUAUCUCUGAAUGCACCUUGCUGCACGUGUCAGAAUGCAUUUGUGUGCCAAGGAUGUGCUAAACUUCUCUCUGUAGUGUACGCAGGAAAAUGCACUAUCUCUCACUCAACCUAAAACAGAGAGAGAGAAACGAAUGAGUAUAUAAGUAGCACUCAUUGGAUUCCCCAGCUUCAUUCGAGCACUAGUAACAUUCACGUUAGAUAUAUCUUUUUUCUCAUCGUCAUCAUGAACUUAUCAACAUCUGCACAUCAGGAGUUUAUACUACCAGACACUCCUCCUCAACAAAGCACUUCCUUCCCAUCUUACUGGGCAGCGCGAGCUGCACAGCAGAAGAAGAAGAAGCUUCCAACCACCGAUACCACUGCUGCUACACCUGACAGCGAUGAGUCACCACUGAAGAGCCGAGGUUUCUUUGUGGAGAGGGACUUGAGCAGUGAGGAAAUUAUCGUUCCAGACACUCCACCCUCAUCCGGAGUGGGCACCGAGGCAUGUACCGCUCACCAUGAUCUCCAACAAGCAGCAGCAUCAGGGGAAGAGAAAGCUGCGCUUUCUGGAGGAGGAGGAUGAGGAGACCAUAUUUGUACCCUCAAAGAAACAACAUGCAUAUGAAGGUGAGAACUCCUCCCUCACACCACUACUGCAACAAGCAGCUCAAGAGGAGGAGGAGGCCCGCGACUUCAUUGGGCUUAUAAAUAAGCCUACACCCAAACCCUGGGUUCCUCUGAGGGAAUUGGAGGAACACCUCCCUCACCCAAUCCUCUCUGCAAGGGAGGAAACGAAUAGGCACAGACGUAGAAUAAUACUAAAAAUACGCAAGGCGUCUACAAUAUAAUUGAAUGUGAAAUAUAUUUACCACAACAAUUUGCCGCACUCAUCCCAUCCACAAAAGUUGAAAAAUUUAAUGAAAAUUGUACAGAAAUGUGUCUUGUAGUAAAACAUAUGACACCGAGGUGGAGUGAUAUUAAGAUUAUUAAAGCCUAAAGUUCUAAUAAUCUUAAUGUCAUAUCAUCUCGAUGUGAUAUGUUUCACAAGUAGUUUGUUGCAAAUAUUGUAGUAGUAGUAGUAAAAUGUAGUAAU
Nilaparvata lugens (brown planthopper) is the source of this 4546-nucleotide messenger RNA. RefSeq lists its product as uncharacterized. NCBI's taxonomy places the organism in Eukaryota, Metazoa, Arthropoda, Insecta, Hemiptera, Delphacidae. The transcript has 2 exons. Bases 3972 to 4301 code for a protein of 109 amino acids. The record is from RefSeq and is a predicted model, not a curated record.